CCAUAAGUAUAAAAGCAUAAUUCAGUCGUGCGCGAGGGCACAUAUCGACGUUUUAGUGACGUAGACGGAGACCUACGUUUCCGUAGCAACUGGGGCCGAUCCGUUAACCGUAGCAGUCGCUGCAUUACCGGAGCUCAUCGAGGAGCUGGGGGGAUUUUCGCCGGUAACCGGAUACCACCUCUGUUUUGUGAGGUGCAGAGAAACGGGUACGACGCAGUAUCGAGGCGUCGAGCCCGCAGUUCCGUGCGGAGAUGCUGAACAUGUGGAAAGUCAGGGAGCUGGUGGACAAAGCCACCAAUGUGGUGAUGAACUACUCAGAGAUCGAGUCCAAGGUGAGAGAGGCCACCAAUGAUGACCCCUGGGGACCCUCUGGACAGCUGAUGGGAGAAAUAGCCAGAUCUACCUUUAUGUAUGAGCAGUUCCCUGAGGUAAUGAACAUGCUGUGGACCCGGAUGCUGAAGGACAACAAGAAGAAUUGGAGACGAGUUUACAAGGCUUUACUGCUGCUGGCCUAUCUGAUCAGGAAUGGAUCUGAAAGAGUCGUCACCAGUGCCAGGGAGCACAUCUACGACCUGCGAUCUCUAGAAAACUACCACUUCAUUGAUGAGAAUGGUAAGGAUCAGGGCAUCAAUGUACGUCAGAAGGUGAAAGAAAUGGUGGAGUUUAUCCAGGAUGACGACAGAUUGAGAGAGGAAAGGAAGAAAGCCAAGAAAAACAAAGAUAAAUACAUUGGAGUCUCAUCUGACAGUAUGGGAGGAGGAGGAGGAGGAGGAGGAGGAGGAGGUGGCAGCUUGAAGAACUCUAAUGAGUUGGAUCGGAGCAAGUGGGAUGAGGACUGGGAUAAGAAUAGAGGAGCGUUCCCCUUUAGUGAGAAGCUCGGAGAGAUCAGCGACAAGAUAGGCAGCACCAUCGACGACACACUCAACAAGUUCAGGAAGAAGGAACGAGACGACUCACCUGACAGAAUCAGUGACAACGAGGAUGACCGAGCAGCAAGAAAUGGUAGGCAGGAAACUGUGGAGUUCAAAGAUGAGGAGGAAACUGUGACAACAAAGAGCAUUCAGAUCACACAGGCGACAGAAACCACAACCACCACCACCACACGGAAACGCAGUGGAACAACAAGCAGCAAGACUCUGGACCUGGGUGCUGCGGCCCACUACACUGGAGACAAGAGCCCAGAGGAGAAGUCAUCAGUCAAGCAGUCUUCUAGUAGCGGUCUAGCUGACCUGUUAGUGAUCGACCCCUCAUCCAAUCAAAGUGCUACAACAGGUGGUAGCUCAGACCUCAUUGGUGGCUUUGCUGACUUCUCCUCUCCUGCGGCCUCUGCCAGCCUCCCAGCCUCCACUGCUGCUGCAUCAGCAAAUGGAAAUGGAGAAUUUGGAGACUGGAGCACUUUCUCAGCCCAGCCAUCUGCUUCGUCUAGCUCUGUUCCCCCCCAGCCCCUCGCUGACCUGUUUGGCAGCGUCCAGUCACCCCCAGCCUCAGCUUCUAAUCCUGCCCCCAUCCCACCCUCUGCUGAGCUGUUUGACCUGAUGAGUGGAGUUAACCAUCAGCUGACUCAUCCACAUACAACACUGAGUGCCUCUCAGAGCAUGACUUUCUCUCUGGGGGGGCCAGCGCCAGGAGCAUCUGUUGCCAUGCCCACGAUGCCCCUUUCCCGCUCUCAACAGAGCUUGGGAGGCACGACAUCUCCGCAGCUGAUAGGUCAACAGCAUAAAGUUGGCGUCGGAGGUCAGGGAUCGUUGGGGUCAACGUGGUCUGACCCCUCUGUCAACAUUAGCUUGGACUUCCUGUCAGCAGGCCUCAACACCACUAAGACGUCACCCACGCUCAACAAUAUCAUCCAACAACAAGGAGUGCCUCCUGUCAACCUGUUGGCCCAGAACUUCGGAGGACUGAACCUCAGCUCCCCGCCUCAUGUGGGACCAAUCAGACCACCAGCCAAUCCUAUGAUGGCAGGCAGUGCCAUGAACAUGGGCAUGCCUCCAUCAAUGGCAACUGGCACGCCUGCUUCUUUGGCAGCCACUAUGCCACCUUCAAUGACCACGGGCGCCAUGGGGAUGGGGGGAAUUCCUGUAAACCAAGGCAUGAUGGGAAUGAACAUGAGCAUAAAUAUGGGCAUGACCGCUCCAAUGAUGAUGGGUGGUAUGCCUGGCAUGGGAGUGCCAGGAGUUGGGAUGGGCCUACCCCAUUCCAUCAGCCCAGCUGUGGUUCCACCCAAACAAGAUGCCUUUGCUAACUUUGGCAAUCUUGGGAAAUAAAGAAGUGAAUGUGUGUGUGUGUGCCUGUGUGUGUGUGCUGAACCACUGAAGGACUGCUGUACUUGAAGACAACUUUGCAUGUUUCUCUCUCUGCUCCUGCUCUAUUUGACGAGGUGGCACCAACGAUCGCUCACCAUCCCAGUCUUUUGACACGAUCUUGGAAAUCAGGGAGCGCGGCCACUGGUGUCCCUCACCCACUGGUGUUGUGUGAGUAUGUACUGUAUGGAUGUCACACAGAGGACACCGGAAGAGCAGGGGAGUUGUCAGUCCACAGCUUGUAGUCAUUACCUUCCUGUGGGGAAAGAAUUUUCAUCUUUACCUGUUUUAUAUAUGAACUGCUGUAUAUUCCCCUUCAAUACAAAAAAAAUCACUGCAAAAUGUUUUUUUCUGUAACAGCACGGAGAAUUAGGGUUGACUCAGAUGAAAAUGGCAUUGUUGCCUUAAUUUUGCAUUGUAGCCUGAGAUGUCGUGUUUUAUAUAAUGUCAACCAAAUUCAGUCACAAAAUUUAAGCCAUUGCAUUAUUGCCAAGGGUCACCUUCUCUUGCUCCUUGUGCAAACAGUGUUACAGUAUCUUUAGUAUGAGGAAUCCAUACUCUGGUCCUCCAGCAGAGGGCAGGAUAUGCAGUGAGAUGACACUUGAAUGGUGCACUUGAGCUGUGUUAGGGUGGAUGAACUGCAUAUUACAUCCUUUUUCUUUUUGUCUCCCCUACCCUAUUUGUAUCAGACUUGUAGCAGUUCACAACAGAUGUAUGAGCGAAGCCUUGAACUGUCACUAAAAUACCGUUGGGCUCUUUAUAUCAUACAAACCACUUUCUGUUACAAUUUGAUACUUGUCCUCUACUUUUCAUGUUGGAUACCUCUGCCUGAUUAAUGCGUGAUGAAAGGGUGAGCAUGUAUUUUAUUCAAACCACUAUUAACUGAUAGUUUCUCUUUAUGUCCCCUGCCAGUGUGUCACUGCAAACAUGCUCAUGUAGGACACCGGACAUUAAGAAAGCACUGCUUUGCAAACAUUUUUCAUCACUUUUUAGUCUCUUGCAUAUCUGGGUCUCACAAGCUAUGUACUAGAAAAUAACCACCCCUACAUUUGACAUGGAUUAAAUAAAUGAAUUGGAUUUUUUCAGUUUUAAUAAAUGAUUUCUAUGGCUAGCUGA
Molecule: messenger RNA, 3416 nt
Organism: Monopterus albus (swamp eel)
Lineage: Eukaryota; Metazoa; Chordata; Actinopteri; Synbranchiformes; Synbranchidae
Product: clathrin interactor 1-like
Exons: 12
Coding region: 252-2264 (670 amino acids)
Biological process (GO): endocytosis
Cellular component (GO): plasma membrane; endosome; clathrin vesicle coat
Molecular function (GO): phospholipid binding; clathrin binding
Source: RefSeq, a predicted model, not a curated record